AUGAAUGCGCCAUUCCACGACGACGCGAUGCUGGACGAUGCCAUGCUUGUGGAUGCAUUAGACGCCAUCGAGUACAUGAAUGGCAUCUCGAAGGAAGCGCCCAUCGGUGAUAACGGAAGUGCCAGCAAUGGAGAUGAACAAAACCUCAUCAAGCAAGACCCCAGUUCGUCCGCAGGUUCAGCUACCACUCCGCAGCCAACAGAAAUGGUACUCCCAACCAACGUCGAACGGACGUUAGAGGAAUCCAAUGUAGCGUCCGUUGAUGCAUCAGACGCUUCUCCGUCAGCCAGUUUGGUGCCAGUCCCAGGCAACCCCAUUGACGUAGCUCCCGGCACAGCCGAAUUUACCCCAUCACCCAUGACGCAAGACAACUCGUCAUCCCCACCAUCCGAUCUUAAAAGCAAGCCUACGACUUCGUCUCCGUACGUGAAGGUCAUCGUGACCAAGGAGAGCGGUCUGCUGGGCUUUGGCGUGUUACCGGUCAAAGGGGUUUGCGGGAUUCAAGUGUCGACCCUGCAACCCGACUCGAGCGCCGCCAAAGCCGGCUUGCGGGUCGGCGAUGUCCUCCUCAGGUUGGACGACACGGACGUGAGCAGCAUGCACAUGUCGUCGAUCAUCCAGAUCCUUCAAGCCGUGUUGCCUGGGAAGCCAUUGCACAUAUCGAUCUUCCGGCCGUCGGUGGCGGUGCCCACGACAUCCCCGAUAUAUCAUUCAACGCUGCAACCCCCUUCAUCCUUGAUGCAAAGGGCCGUCUUCAGAGAUCCGUCGUCCGCGGCGGCCCCGUCGGCCAAAAAGGCCAAGACCACGCCGCCUUCAUCGAAAUCAUGGUCCACCAUGACAUCCACGGCGUCCCUUCAAGCCGAGUCGGCGGCGCUCAAGAAACAACUAGACGUGCUGACCAAGGAACUCCAAGCAGCCACCGCGGACAAGGCCAAACUCGGAGAAAAAAACGCUAUGUUGCGGAAGCGGGUGCAACACUUGGUCAUUUCCGCCGACGAAGGCAAGGUCCAGUUCAAAGCCGAGUGCGACCGCCGCAUUGCCGCGCUCGUGCAAGACAACACGCAGCUGCAGACAGCGCUGGCCACUGCCAAGGCGCAAGCUAGAUUGGACAGCCGCGCCGUGUUCGACACGGAUGUGACCAUGGACAUGAAGACGCAGCUGGAAGCGUUGACGCGCCAGGUCGGGCAGUUUGAAGAACUAGACAAGAAGCGCAAAGAGACGAGGAAAGCGCAUGCGCAAGUGGAAUUCAAGCUCGCAGACAAGUACAAGGCAAACCUGCACCAACUGCUCGUGGAGACGAUUACGACGGAGCUGAAAACGAUGUCGCAGAUGAGAGCGCAGUCCAGUCUGCGCACGAAUGCAUUUGGCAUAGCCGGAACUGCCACCGUUAUCCCUUCCCAUGUCAAGAUUCAGCUCGAGUUGGUGCGGCGGGUAGCGGUCCAUCGGCUGUUCAACGUACACAUGGCCGCGGAUUCCCUAGGGUUUCCACUGCUAAGUGCGGUGCACGUGACGUUGACCGACAGUUCCAUGUCCGAGGUGUUUGGCAAACAGUUGAUGUACGAAGAGCGGCCGGGGUUGCACUUAGUGGCCGUGGCUCCGAUGGAGCUACAGUACGACCCGACGACCGAAGACCUGCUCGUGGUGUGCAAAUGGACAGAGCAAAACGUGAUUCGCGAACUUGCGCGGAAUAUUCGAAUGUAA
This is a messenger RNA of Aphanomyces astaci, 1701 nucleotides long. RefSeq lists its product as hypothetical. The transcript is spliced from 4 exons. The record is from RefSeq and is a predicted model, not a curated record. The coding region runs from base 1 to 1701 and encodes 566 amino acids. Lineage: Eukaryota; Oomycota; Saprolegniomycetes; Saprolegniales; Verrucalvaceae. Gene Ontology annotation, molecular function: protein binding.